Solanum pennellii is the source of this 933-nucleotide messenger RNA. Its product is annotated as pentatricopeptide repeat-containing protein At1g31430-like. Bases 1 to 933 code for a protein of 310 amino acids. The record is from RefSeq and is a predicted model, not a curated record. The transcript has 2 exons. Gene Ontology annotation, biological process: RNA modification. Lineage: Eukaryota; Viridiplantae; Streptophyta; Magnoliopsida; Solanales; Solanaceae. Gene Ontology annotation, molecular function: RNA binding; protein binding.
AUGUAUGCAAAGUUUGGGUUUUUCGUCGAGAUCAUGUAUCUGUUUGAUGAAAUGCCUGAACCAGAUGUAGUUUCAUGGAAUGUGGUUAUUGAUGAUUUUGUUAAAAAUGGUUGUUUUGAUGAGGUUUUGGCUGCUGUUAACCAGAUGUGUUUGAACGGGGUUGAGCCUAACGCGGUUACACUUCUUGUACUUGUUUCGUUUUCUUUGAAAAUGGGAGAUUUUGGUUUAGCUGAGAAGUUGUUUGAUACGAUGAAGAUGAAGACGGUUUUCUCAUGGACUUCACUUCUUGAUGGUUUUAUACAAAAGGGUGAACUACAAAGAGCUGUGGUUGUUUUCAAUCUAAUGCCUAAGGAUACUACUGCUUGGAAUGUCAUGCUCACCGGGUAUUCUGAGGCAGGUGAUAUGAGUUCAGCAGAGGCUAUCUUUCGAGCAAUGCCAGAUCGAGAUUUAGUCUCAUGGAACUCUAUGAUUCUUGGUUAUACUCAGAACAAGAUGUAUAUGAAGUCCUUAGAGUUGUUAAGAGAAAUGCUGGGGUUUGGAUUGAGACCUGAUCGUAUAACGUUUGUUGGGUUGUUUUCAGUUUGUGGAUAUGCAGGUGUACUGCAUAUCGGUGAAGCUAUCCACUCGUUCAUGGAGAAACAGAACGUAAAGGAGGAAGAAGUCGAGGUAGCUUUAUUGGAUAUGUACAGCAAGUGUGGUGAUCCUGAGAAAGCUCUUACAGUAUUUUACACGAUACGAAGAAGAAAAUCAGUGUUGGCUUGGAGUAACAUGAUCGUUGGACUAGCGAUGAAUGGUCUUGCAAAUGAAGCUCUUGUGUUGUUUUAUUCUCAUUUAAAUAAAUUUUUACUUGAUAUAGCCUUAAAGCAGCUUUUUAGUAGUAAGUUUCAAAGGUUUGCAAAAGGAUCUUCAUUAGGUAAUGUUUGUGCUAAUUAG